Fonsecaea erecta is the source of this 912-nucleotide messenger RNA. RefSeq lists its product as hypothetical. NCBI's taxonomy places the organism in Eukaryota, Fungi, Ascomycota, Eurotiomycetes, Chaetothyriales, Herpotrichiellaceae. The coding region runs from base 1 to 912 and encodes 303 amino acids. The record is from RefSeq and is a predicted model, not a curated record. The transcript has a single exon.
AUGACGAUCUCCUAUCCAACAGUGUCGCCGCUUCGUUGCGGUUAUCUCUCGCCUCCAGCGUCAAAAUUCCUCGCGGAUGCGAAGGAAGGGGAGAAAUUGACCAUGCCGUCGAUGGCUUUCCUGAUUCAACAUCCCGCCUCAAAGUCAAAAAUUGUCUUUGACCUGAGCAUCCGGAAAGACUUGACUAAAUACCACCCUGGGCUACAAAAGCACCUCAAAACGAGGAAUCCUUUAAGCAGCCAAGACGAUGUGAAGUCAGCACUGGCGCUGGGAAACGUGGAUGUCUCACAGAUCGACUUUGUGAUCAUGAGCCACGUGCAUUGGGACCACGUGGGCACUCCAUCCGACUUCACCUCUGCGAUAUUUAUCGCCGGCCACAACACGGGCAAGCUCCUCAGAAAUGAAAUGGGACCAGACUUGGCAAAUCCCUUCUUUGAGCCCGACUUAUUGCCAGCGGAUCGCACGAUCGAAUUGCCGGCAACACCGAGCUCCAAGGCCGGCGAAGUGUUCGAUGAGGUUCGCGGGUGGCAUUGGCAGCCCAUGUCUCCAAUCCAAAAUGUCAUUGACAUGUUCAACGACGGCACUGUGUAUAUCGUGGAUAGCCCAGGUCAUCUGCCAGGACACUUGAAUGCUUUGGUCCGGGUGGCUGUCGACAAAUGGGUUUAUCUGGCUGCUGAUGCAUGCCAUCACAUGCGAAUCUUCAAUGGCGAGACUGACUUCGGGUCUUGGAAGGAUGACAAAGGCCGGACAGCCACAAUUCAUAAAGAUCUGGAGGCAGCAUACAAGACGCUGAACAUAAUGCGAAUGCUUCGAAGGGACGGGCUAAACGGUAUCCCGGUGGAGAUUGUCCUCGCGCACGAUGGAGAGUGGCAGGAAAGGAAUUCGGACAAAUUCUUCCCAAAUCAUCUGUAA